Melopsittacus undulatus (budgerigar) is the source of this 4364-nucleotide messenger RNA. RefSeq names its product M-phase phosphoprotein 8 (gene MPHOSPH8). Bases 148 to 2268 code for a protein of 706 amino acids. Gene Ontology annotation, cellular component: cilium. The record is from RefSeq and is a predicted model, not a curated record. Gene Ontology annotation, molecular function: protein binding. NCBI's taxonomy places the organism in Eukaryota, Metazoa, Chordata, Aves, Psittaciformes, Psittaculidae. The transcript is spliced from 13 exons.
GAGGAUGAGGAGGACAGGGAGCAAGACCGCAGCCGAGCUGGCAAGGCGGUGGGCGCGGUGGCAGCGGUCGGUGGGGAGAGCGAGGAAGAGGAGGAGGACGAGGACGGAGAGGACGUGGAUGUGUUCGAGGUGGAGAAGAUCUUAGAUAUGAAGACCGAAGGGGGCAAAAUUCUCUACAAAGUACGGUGGAAAGGAUAUACCUCUGAUGAUGAUACCUGGGAACCAGAGGUUCAUUUGGAAGACUGCAAGGAAGUGCUGCUUGAAUUCAGAAAAAAAAUUGUGGACAAUAAGUCUAAACCUGUUAAAAAAGACAUACAGAAACUGUGUCUAAAUGAUGAUGUAUUUGAAGCAGACUCUGACAGUGACUGGCAAGGUGAAACAAAAGGUGAUGUUUCACCAAAGAAGAAAAAGAAGAAGUCAAAAGAUGGAGAGGAUCAGAGUUCAGGUGACCUGAAGAAGAAAAUGUCUAAGUCUGCAAAACUCAAAGAAAAACCCAGAACAGAAUGUGAAAACUCCUCAGAUACUUUGGUUUUAGAUUCAAAACCAAAAAAAAGGACUUCAGAAACCAAGGAGGAUUCAAAGGACCCAAAGAAACAAAGGAAGGAAGAUACUAAAGAAGUAAAGAAAAAGAAGGGAGAGGUUAAAGAUUUAAAGAUAAACUCUAAAGAAGAUUUUAAAGAAAAUAAAAAGUCACAGAAGGAGAAGGAUGGAGAUGUUCAGUUUGGCUCAGAAUCAGGUAUUCUAGAUGAUGUAUUUUCUCAAGGAACUGAUAAUGAAAAUUCAGACUUAAAUUCUGAAAAUAAAGAUGAGAAGCAAAAAGUUGUAAGUGGAGAAGAGAGAUCGGAACAAGAAAUUGCUGAAAAGGAUUCCAUUGCUGAUGCGCAUCUUGAUGGAUCAGCAAGUAUUGAAGAUGAUAGUAUUGAUGAUAAGGUUAAAAUUAAAAAGAAAAUAAUUCUGAAAGCUGAAGAUUGUAAAGAAGAAGGUAAAAAAGUGGAAACUCAGGAUAGCUGUUUAGGGAACAAAAAUAUGCUCAAAAAGCAAAAAGGUCAAGAAAAAGUAAAAAUAGAAGAGUUGGAAAAAGUAUCACCUGCUCCUUCACCAGUGCAGAAGGGUUUAAAAUUGAGUCCUGAUGAAAGGGGAUGCAAGUCCACUGAUCCAGCUGUGGAGGAGAAAGAAGUAAAGAAAACUGAAACAAAAGAAAAACUUCAAAAAGAGCCUGAAAAAGAAGAAAAGAGCAGAAAAGAACAAAGGGGCCUAAAAAAUGUCAAGCAACAGGUCUUGAGUUUGGGUAUGGACAUGCAGUUAGAAUGGCUGACACUAGAAGACUUUCAAAAGCAUCUUGAUGGAGAAGAUGAGAAUCAUGUGUCAACAAAACCGAUAUCAAAUACUCUCCUGAGGGAUGCUGUUAAAAGUGGAGAUUAUAUGACAGUAAAGAUGGCACUUUCCUCAAAUGAGGAAUAUAAUCUGGAUCAAGAGGACCCAAGUGGAAUGACUCUGGUAAUGCUUGCUGCUGCUGGUGGGCAUGAUGACCUUCUCCGAGUCCUAAUCAGGAAAGGAGCUAAAGUUAAUGGGAGACAGAAAAAUGGAACAACUGCAUUGAUACACGCAGCUGAAAAGAAUUUUCUAACAACAGUAGCUAUUCUGCUGGAAGCUGGGGCGUUUGUGAACAUGAAGCAGAGCAGUGGUGAAACUGCUUUAAUGAAGGCUUGUAAAAGAGGAAAUUCAGACAUAGUGCGGCUUAUGAUUGAAAGCGGAGCGGACUGUAACAUUUUGUCAAAGCACCAGAACAGUGCGCUGCAUUUUGCUAAACAGUGCAAUAACCUACUGGUGUAUGAGCAGCUCAAGAGUCAUUUGGAAACGCUCUCAAGAGUAGCAGAAGAUACCAUCAGGGAUUAUUUUGAAGCUCGUCUUGUUUUGCUGGAGCCAGUCUUCCCAAUUGCGUGUCAUCGGCUGUGUGAAGGGCCAGACUUCUCUACAGAUUUUAACUACAAACCCCCACAGAAUGUGCCAGAAGGAUCUGGAAUUCUUCUCUUUGUUUUCCAUUCAAAUUUCUUCGGUAAAGAAGUCGUUGCUCGGCUCUGUGGACCGUGCAGUGUACAAGCUGUGGUUUUAAAUGACAAAUUCCAGCUCCCUGUAUUUUUGGACAGUCACUUUAUUUAUUCCUUCAGCCCCAUUGCAGGCCUUAACAAGCUUUUUAUACGGUUGGCAGACGCUCCUACUGCCAAGGUAAAGCUGCUGAUUGGAGCAUACAGAGUGCAGCUGCAGUGACCUCACAGCUGUGAGUGUGUUGAGGGGAUGGAUGUUGUUUUGGAUGUACUUCUGAUGCCUCUGUUUAGAGACUGACAGAGCAGUUUGGAACUUUUUGGCACCAUGCUCCUAAGACUGCGUUCCCAUCUCGCUGUCCCUCGCUGGCAGCCAUGUAGGAAAGUGUGUGUCGGAGAGAAGCUGAAUCUGAGGCACUGGUGGGACAGGGCUGUCGGCUUUUUUUACUUUGUACAGAUGUAGAUGUAAGUAUUUGUGCCAAUACAUGGAAUUCUGGUUUUCUUUAACUUGCUGAGUCCAGACUGCAUAUUUCAGCUUUUCCACAAUGUGGAACGGUGCAUAUAAGAACUAUUUAAGGUAACUAUGUGAAAUGUCUUUUUUAAUAGAUAUUUUCCAUUUGUAAACUAAUGUUUUCUACUUACUCUGACGUUUCUAUGUACAAUGCACAGAACUGUCAUAGUCCUGGAGCCAUGUGCAGAACUUACAUUUUUAAGUUGUUGCGUUACAUUUAACUUUGAAUUGCUGAGGGCUGGUUUGGAACAGUUCCUGCUACUGUCUACCAAGAAAGCAGUUCCGCUUAGAGUGAUUCCCUCUGAAUACAUAGUGAGGUCUGCAGGCACCAGCAAUGGCACUGGGAUAGACCCAACUACAGAAGGAGCACAGCUGGAUUUCUACUUACACCAGUGUUUUAAAACUACUUUUGUGUUAGAGGAGCGACUGGUAGUUUUACUUCUGACUUUGACAUUCUUGGAUGUAUGGGAAAAUAAAUACAAGGUAAAAAUAGCAAACCUGAGAACUUAAAAGUCCUUUCAGUGUGCAGGCAGUGCUUGAUGGAGGCUGAGAAUUUCAGAUGUUCUCAGCUUGCCAGAUGAGAAAAUGUAUUGUCCUUUAAAGCAGAAGUCCAGUUCCUUAGUGCAAAGAGCUGCUAUUUUUUAAAAAUUAUUAUUAUUAUUAUUAUUUAAAUGACAGCAGUUCUGUACCGGUCCUGUGCUAUAAAAUACAAAUGUAAUACUGCUGCAUGAAGUACAGAAUAUUUUUCUUUGUAAAUUAACCAUCUUGAAAAGUAUAACAGAAAAAUAAAACCAGAUUGUGCCUUUGCUGGUCUGGUUGCCAUGUGUAGUUUACAUGCCACUAUGUGCCUAUAAUAUUGGAGAAACCACUGUGGAUAAACUCUUAAUGUAUUUGAGUGCUCACCAUCAAAAUGGUGCCGAUGUAUUAAGUAUUCUUUUAAAAACUGUGACUGUACAAAGUUUAGUUAAUCAGUUUUUCAUUUUAUGUUCUUAAAAGCUUUUUAGCCUUUUAUAUGUAAGAGAUGCCAAGUGAGCGGGUACCAAAGCACACUGCUUCAGUUCCGUGAAAUACUGCAUUGAGCUAUAGAAAGCCCAAAUAGCAGCACCACCUACAACCACCUGUGUUGUUCUGGUUUAGAACGGUUCCGUGUCUUAUGGGGUGAUGGGAUGGGACCAAGUCAGGGGUUUAACAGAGUUGGUACCUCCACCUCUGAAAUACCUGAUACCUCAUUCUGUGUAGUGUGAAAAGCGCAGGGUGAGGCUUGGGACUGACCCUGCCACCACCAGGGAAUACUGGUGGCUCUACAUCUUUUUAGUUGUUGUGUGUAUCCCUGGACGAUGAACAGGGUGAGGGGAUAAUGCAUGAGUGUUCCCUUACACUGAGGUGAUGGUGCCCAUGUGUAUGGUUCCCCCUUCCAUGGUCACUCCUUGGUGUACAUGUAAGGGGAGCUGGCAUUUGCGUGACCACUGUGGUAAAGCUGGAUCAAAGGUUUAGGAACUAAUGUCCACAUUACAUAGAUGUUGUUUAGGUCAGACUGUAUAACAGUGUCUAAAAAUAGAGUCAUGGUCCAGGAGCUGACAUAGCAAUUAGUUUCUCAAUGCCUGAUGACUUAGGGAGUUAGUUUGUGUUUGGGGAUUUUUAUGUUUUUCUUGAGGCAUUUGAGAGAGGGGGAGGAGUUCUACAGGACAUGGAAAUAAAAUUUGGGUUCAUGAUGCUUUUAUUAAGGGAUGGAUUGUGUAGCCAUCUUCCUCUUGUAGCUGGUAAUAUAAACUCCAAAUCCCUGCUGAAGAUGCAUAAAAAACAUAUGAAAA